GUCCGUGCUGAGAAAAUGGAGGCCAUGGAGCAGGAGAGAAUUGGGCGCUUGAUACAUCGCCUGGACGACAUGAAGAAGACUGUGUGUGGGGAUGGACAGUCCCGCUGUUUGCUGUGUGGGGAGCAGUUUGGGUCACCUGGGGUCAGCUCAGUGGUGUGUGAGGACUGCAAAAAGAACAUGUGUACCAAGUGUGGUACACAGUGUAGCAGUCGGCCACGUGCUGUGUGGCUUUGCAAGAUCUGCAGAGAACAGCGAGAGGUGUGGAAGAGGUCUGGUGCCUGGUUCUUCAAAGGUUUUCCCAAACAUUUCUUGCCAUCGCCAAUGCCAUUAUCUAAAGCAAGGGAGCCAGGAGCCCAGGAAGCGGCAGAGCCUAAGGAGGCCCAAGCUUCUAAGCCCAGGCAGGCAGUCACCCAACCAGCACCAGAGCCACAGGGCCGUGCUGGUUACCCACCUGUGGCCCCUAAACCAUCAGUUGUUCGCAUGGCCACGGGCGGUGCUGGCCCUGAAGAGGGGGGACAGGGCAGCCCAGUGGCGAUGAAGAAGAUGGUUCCUGUCCAGAGCUCCAGACCACAGCCUGCUGCAUCAGCCACCAUGGCCCAGCAGGGUCCAGUGGCAGGAGAUGGAGGGGCCUACUCCUCUGGUGCAGUUCCUCCAGAGCAGAGAGCACCUCCUGCAGCAAGAGAGGACAGGAGGCAGCCCGUUGCCUACGGCGCUCCUCCUGCCCGACAGCAACCUCCCCCAGCUGAGGAGGAGGAGGAGGCCAACGACUAUGACUCGGAUGAAGCCACAACCCUGGGCUCUCUAGAGUUCAGUCUGCUCUAUGAACAGGAAAGCAACAGCCUCCACUGUAGCAUUCUCAAAGCAAAGGGACUGAAGCCCAUGGACUCAAAUGGACUGGCAGAUCCUUAUGUCAAACUUCAUCUGCUGCCUGGGGCUAGUAAGUCUAACAAGUUGCGCACAAAGACUUUGAGAAACACCCGCAACCCUGCCUGGAAUGAGACACUCACUUACCAUGGCCUGACAGAUGAAGACAUGCAGCGUAAGACCCUCAGGAUGUCUGUCUGUGAUGAGGACAAGUUUGGUCAUAAUGAGUUUAUUGGGGAAACCCGAGUGGCGCUGAAGAAACUGAAGUUGAACCAGAAGAAAAACUUCAACGUGUGUCUGGAGAGAGUUAUCCCUACAAAGAAAACUGCAACAGCCGGGGGAGCCAGAGGCAUCGCUCUCUACGAAGAUGAGCAGGGGAAAGAGGGCGGAGAGGUAGAGGAGCGCGGGCGGGUUCUGAUCUCCCUCAUGUACAGCACCCAGCAGAACCGUCUCCUCGUGGGUGUUGUACGCUGUGUCCACUUGGCUGCCAUGGAUGCCAAUGGCUACUCUGACCCAUAUGUCAAAAUAUGUCUGAAGCCUGACAUGGGGAAGAAGGCCAAGUGCAAAACACAAAUCAAGAAGAGGACUUUAAACCCAGAGUUUAAUGAGGAAUUUGGCUAUGAGAUUAAACACAGUGACCUAGCCAAGAAGACUUUAGAUAUCUCUGUUUGGGAUUACGAUAUUGGGAAGUCCAACGACUACAUUGGUGGGUGUCAGCUGGGUAUCACUGCCAAAGGAGAGAGGCUGAAGCACUGGUAUGAGUGUUUGAAGAACAAGGACAAGAGGAUUGAGCGCUGGCACACCCUGUAUAAUGAGAAUCCUGUUACUAGUGAUUAA
Cyclopterus lumpus (lumpfish) is the source of this 1701-nucleotide messenger RNA. Its product is annotated as rabphilin-3A-like. NCBI's taxonomy places the organism in Eukaryota, Metazoa, Chordata, Actinopteri, Perciformes, Cyclopteridae. Bases 16 to 1701 code for a protein of 561 amino acids. The record is from RefSeq and is a predicted model, not a curated record. Gene Ontology annotation, molecular function: small GTPase binding. Gene Ontology annotation, cellular component: membrane. The transcript has 15 exons. Gene Ontology annotation, biological process: intracellular protein transport.